Molecule: messenger RNA, 1257 nt
Organism: Fusarium keratoplasticum
Lineage: Eukaryota; Fungi; Ascomycota; Sordariomycetes; Hypocreales; Nectriaceae
Exons: 7
Coding region: 1-1257 (418 amino acids)
Source: RefSeq, a predicted model, not a curated record
AUGUCUGGAGUAGAGAUCGCCGUUCCAAUCGCCCUAUUUUGCGCCAAACUAUUCGCCCAGCUUAACAUCAGUCUCCUGAACACAAACAACGAUGCCGAAGCAUUUGUCAUGCUCGAGAGCAACGUCAUAGACGACAUUUAUGAUGCGUACUUGUUCCAUGGGAAACUUAUGAGAUGCGUGGGAAAGGAGGAACUUUUGAAACGACGUGCAAUGGCCGCGAUUCGCAAAACCGAGAAGGCCUGUAAAGAGCCCUACAGUAGUCACAUGAACUGCGACGCCCCAACUGCUGCUUGGAUCAUGAGAUCCAGCGUCCAUUUUCAGCAAGCCAAACACCAAUUUGGCACCAAUGAGGCACAGAAAGGAAUUCCUGUGCCUCACCUGAAGGACCCUGAGAGCAGUCUGGGGGAUCGAAUUCAGGAUGGAAUGCUAAUAGGCAUCCAGAAUGACCUAGAAGACUUCUUCAAUAAGCAACUUGACAAGAUACAAGAGCGUAUCCGAGAUUUGAUGAGCAACUGGCAUACAGGCGGUAGACUCCACUACCUGUUGCUUUCUGGAGGACUGGGUAGCUCGGCCUACGUCCAAAAGAAACUCCGGGACUUUUGCGCCAGACACGACGACCUGAAGAACACGCAUGUCAUAGUGUCCCAUUGCCCUCGUAUGGCCGUUUCAAUGGGCCUUGUUUACGAUGCUAUGAGCAACCGGACGCUGCUGGCCGAGAUCUGUUGCCGAACGUCGUUCGGCCUGGUAUUCCGGAUGCCAAACGACAAAUCGCUGGUGUCAAGAUUGAGAUCAAAGUUCAGAGGUUUCAAGCCAUGGGGCUUUCAUCGUAGUCGAGACACUCUUGUUAGUGGUGUCGAUUGGUUCAUCAAGCAAGGUGACGGAGGUGUCAACGGUCGCGAGGCUACGCACCCGUACAAUGCCUCCUUCAAGACCAAUGCGCCACGAGUCUGCGAUGUUGAAAUCGUAGCAUCUCCAGACAAAAGUCUCUCGCCAUCCGAGAAGGAUCACCCGCAGAGUCGUGUCUUGAUACACGUCGACCUCGAGCAUUCCGACCCGCUCGAGGAGUUUACCACCUGGCGACAAGAAUCGUACCUCACAUUCCCCUUUUUCGUCAAGGCGACAAUCGAGCCGGCCGAGGUGAAAUUUCGUUGUGUUGACAGCAAGGGGAAGGAGGUGGGUGAGGGGGUUAGUUUCUUUGCCGAUGGCGGGCAUACCAUGCGCCCGCUUCUCAUGGGCUUACGCGAAGAUGAGGAGUAG